This is a messenger RNA of Solea solea (common sole), 1822 nucleotides long. RefSeq names its product aquaporin 11 (gene aqp11). Gene Ontology annotation, cellular component: cytoplasm; membrane. Gene Ontology annotation, biological process: transmembrane transport. NCBI's taxonomy places the organism in Eukaryota, Metazoa, Chordata, Actinopteri, Pleuronectiformes, Soleidae. Gene Ontology annotation, molecular function: channel activity. The coding region runs from base 398 to 1357 and encodes 319 amino acids. The record is from RefSeq and is a predicted model, not a curated record. The transcript is spliced from 3 exons.
CUGUCAAUAGGGAAAUACACUGACCAGCCACUUUAUUAGGUACAGAGGACACCUAAUUACAUGUCAGCAGUAGCACCUAUCAUAUAAAGUAUUGAUUCGCUUUUCUUCAUAUAUUACACAUUUUAAAGCACUUUUGUUCAUUUGGCACUAAAAUUCUUCUAUGAGCUAAAAUUUUUUCCAGACAUUUUCAAGACUUUCAAGACCUGGGCAAGCAUCCUGGGUUUAGGUCUGGUUUGACAUAAGGGCCCCAGGACCAUUGUUCUAUGGGGCCCCCAAACUGCCUUGAAAGGAGAAACAAAAUAAAGCAGGAGCUGCAGCAACAUCAUCAGCAAGAGAGAGGAGGAGGACUGUGGAGCUCAGUCAGUUCACUUCCGGACCAUGUGAGCCGCCGUAAUUGAUGCUUAUUUGCCGCACAGAUCCUCCCGGAAAGAGCCUCAGCAGCCUGGCACAGCCGAGCCGUCCAGCGGGUAGAGACGCAGGCCACACAGCCGAGCCUCUCCGCGCUAAGAGCCAGAGAGAGCCCCUACAUUUAGGGGAAAUGAGUGCAGACGUGGCGGUGUCUUUGGCGGUCCUCGCGGGGAUCGUCGGGCUCAGCGACGCGACCCGCAGGUUGGUGUCCAGGAGCCUCGCGGGCACCGGUCUCUGCGUUUACGCGUUGGAGCUCGUGUCCACCUUCCAGCUGUGCUGUUGCACGCACGAGCUCAGGCUGCUGGCUGAUGUGGGGGGGAUCGAGCCUCGACUCGCCCUUACUUUGACGUACCUGGCGGCCGUGGUGCACGGACUCACAUUCCGCGGGGCCAUCGGCAACCCAUCCGGUACACUGGAGCACGCAUACCACUCCAAGAUUUCGGGUGGAUGCGCAGUGCGGCGCAUCGCCUGUCAGUUCGCCGCGGCCGCUGCCGCUCGCGCCGCGGUGCCGCUGCUCUGGGAUAUCGGGUUGUCGAGACUGCACGUGCGGCAUAAGCUGCUCGGUUUCCGGUGCGUCAGCCCCAUUCACGCACCGCUGCCCAAGGCCGCUGCCGUGGAGCUCGCGUGCGCUUUUGCAGUGCAGACUGCCAUUACGCACACGCGCUCGGUGGAGGAGAAAUAUCGCGUGCACGCAGUAGCUGCGGUCAUUGCAACAGUCGUUUACGCAGGUGGCAGUACGACCGGAGCUGUGUUUAACCCGGCCUUGGCCUUCUCCACACAGUUCCCCUGCAGUGGACACUCCUUCCUGGAUUACUGUCUGGUUUACUGGCUGGGUCCACUGCUGGGCAUGAUGAGCUCAGUGCUGGUGUUUGACAAACUCGUCCCUCUGUUGUCAAGGAAACCACUGUCUCACUACCAUGUCCCCCUGGAGACCAAGAAGAGGACAUGAGCCAGAGAACACAAUGACACUGUAAACCUGCCACUGACCUCAGACAUCAGGAGUUACAGAAACACUAAUAAGUACUUUUCUUUUUUUAGAAAAAGACACUUGAUCUUAAAGAUUUUAUUUCUAAUUGUGGACCAUUGGACAGGAGCACAAUUUAAAGGAAAUCACACAUGGCUAAUUUUUGUUUUCAAUUGACAUUCAAAAAGAAUCAAUUAUUAAACAAAGUUUGCAUGAUUGCAGAUGCAAUAAUACACUGAGCCAAGUAUUAUUUUUGUGCAAUAUUACAUUUACUAGAGCUUAUCAACUGAAUGAUAUGGUGCUAAUAAACUGUAUUUGUAUAGACAUUUUUGUAAGCACUUACCUGAGUUUUAUUGACAUUCCAGAGCCAAGCACACUGUAGGAGUAUAGUAUAUUCAGAGGUUUGUUAGUUAUUGUGCAGUGAAUUCAAUUAAAUUCUCUUUAAAAACA